Messenger RNA from Chlamydomonas reinhardtii, 1949 nucleotides. RefSeq lists its product as uncharacterized. Lineage: Eukaryota; Viridiplantae; Chlorophyta; Chlorophyceae; Chlamydomonadales; Chlamydomonadaceae. The transcript is spliced from 6 exons. The record is from RefSeq and is a predicted model, not a curated record. The coding region runs from base 191 to 1345 and encodes 384 amino acids. Gene Ontology annotation, molecular function: protein binding.
CGACCCGUUCCCGCGCUCAGGCGCCCCCCUCCCGCAGCCGCCUCCCACCUACGCCCCCACUGCUCUUCGCUCCCUGGCGCUUGCCGCCACCCUAGCAUUCUUUCUUAGACCCCACCCUGUCCGGCCCCGGGGCCCUGCGGGGACCGGGGGCCUAGGCGCCCGAGGACUCGCGAAAUUUCUUUAAGCAUCGAUGGAGAUGCCUUCUUCGCGCGUAGCGCGACGCAUCAGGUUCCGCCUAGACGAUGGCUCGCUGAUCGGUGAAGCAGCAACGCUGGGCCUGGAUGGCAGCGGCGUAAUGCGGUUGCCGGUGGACAAGACGGCAGUCGACCGCAAUCUGGCCAGCGAGAGGGACCUCGAACGCCUCCACCGGCUGCUCUCGAACCCGGAGCUACCGCAACUGCCGCAGCUGAAUGGAGACUUCGGGCCGCCGAGCAAGAAGGCGCGCCUGGACUCGCGGCCCAGCGGGCUCAGCCUUGCCGGCGCGGACUGGAUUGCCAAGUGCCGCGAGCUGCUGGACAAUGCUGUUCGCGGGCUCAAGGGCGACUCCGUGUGGUUCAUGGAGCGCGUCAAGGAGGAGCAUGCUCCCGACUACUACAACAUCGUCAAGCAGCCUAUGUGGAUCAACGCCGUCAAGGACAAGCUCGCGCGCAACGAAUACGCCACGGCGCAGGACUUCUGCGACGACGUGCGGCUGAUCUGGUCCAACUGCCAGCUCUACAACCCCGUCGGCAACCUGGUGCGCAUAGCCUCCGAGCGCGCGGAGAAGCGCUUCGAGAACGAGUGGGCCAACUCCGGCCUCAGCAGCGAGCGCACCAAGAGGGCCACGGCGGGCGUGGCGGCGCCCAAGUUCGACCCAGACUUCGAGCCGCCGCCGCUCAAGAGCACUCCACGGGAUCGUGCCCCCACCAAGAGCGGCACCGCUGCGGCGACGGCGCCCAAGAAGCCCACGCCCGCGGCCCCCGCGACGGCGCCUCCUCGAGCGGCAAACGGCGGGAGAGCCUACAGUCACGAGGUCACAUCGGGUGGCAAGGGGCGGGAGCGGGCGCUCACGAUGGAGCGGCGCAACCAGAUUGCGGGCGACUUGCAGAACGCGCUUGGCGAGCUGUCUGAAGAGCAGCUCAACGAGCUGAUGAGCCUACUGCCAUCCGAAGCGAUGCAGCCCGACGAGUCCGGCGAGAUGGAGCUGGACUUCGAGGCACUGGACGACACCAACCUGCGGAAGCUGGAGGCGUGGCUGCGCAACGUGCGUGGGCAAGCACCCGUCUCGCCGUCGCACAUCUCGCACAACCCCAGCGUGCGGUUAGAGGCUGGCGACGUCGACGACGAGGACUACCACAGCGACUGAUGAAGCUCUGCUGCAGCGGCCUUGAUGGAUAGCGUUGUGGGAGCGGAGUUCGCAUCUGUAUAUGAUUUGACCUACGUUAACCACGGACGAUGACAGCAGUGCGUUGACUCAGCUGCUGGUUUUGCACCUGACUGCUUUAAAGUGUAUGGUAUGGUUUCAAUCAGGAACCCAUACACGGACGCGGUGAUGCUCACUUUAGAAUGUAUGCGUGUUUGACCUCUUUGACUGCGGAGGUGCUGCGUGCCGUUCCUGUGCUAUGUUGGGCAGCUGCCGCGUGACUGAUGUGACCGCAUUGUCGGGGCUGGCCUUUUGGACACCGCGCAUAAAGAACUGAGACCACCCCCUAGAUAGUUGUCGAACGGUGUGAUGUGCUCGAUUAGGAAUGCAAAUGCCGAUGAUUGGGCGGCUUGAGGGGCACAAUGCCUGGCAGCCGCGUAGGAUAGGGAAGUGGGAAGAGCGGGAUGGAGCAAUCGCUACGCUAGAUGAGAGACAGAGAGAGGAGUGUGAUUCUGAGAGGGACAAGUUGCAAGGGAGGAAUCAUGCGUGAAGAGUAAACGAGAGCGAGUAUGGGCGUAAGGACCAGCCAUUGCAAAGCAAGUGAGUC